Messenger RNA from Salmo salar (Atlantic salmon), 1267 nucleotides. Lineage: Eukaryota; Metazoa; Chordata; Actinopteri; Salmoniformes; Salmonidae. The record is from RefSeq and is a predicted model, not a curated record.
GAGUUGACCCGUUGUCAUGGGAAUGAGACUUUGUUUUCUCUUCUCAUGUUUUAUGAGCAGCCCCUAAACUUGCAAUAAACACAGUGAGCUAGCUAAUGUUACUACGACUCCAUCGAUAAUACAAAGUAAAAGAUUGUUUCAUAUAGAAAUAUUUAUUGUUAAACUUUGUCGGACUGCUCGUGGUUUGGAAGUAAUCGAUAAUCGGCUAGAUGAGCAGACUUGAAUGUGUGGGGAAGUCUUCCAAGGUUCCACAGAAGCAGGUGGCCCCUGCACUUCUUGAGACACACAUGCCUAAAGAAGCACUGGAAGCCAAGUAUUGUACUGCCGCACCCCAUGUGUGUUUUGGUAUUUUUCAGAAGUAGCCUUCCUACACAAGCAGUAUCAAAUCCUAUGAAGGUCACUCCACCUGGGAGAUUCAAAGUGCUCUGUGCAGGAGGUGUGAAUAACAUUAGUGUUGGGUUCGCUGGACCGCCUGUGAUCCUCAGCCAAGACCUGAAGAUGAAGGACAGUAAGAAACCACAGCAGUUGGCUUCAGCUGUUACAGGAGGAAGAGUGUUUGUGCAGCCACAGGCCCAAACUACUCCCUGCUCUGUGUGUAUUCACCCUCCAGCUGAGCCCCUCCCCCCUCUUGAACCAGAAGGGGAGGAAGAGCACACUGAGGAGGAGGAUGAUGAUGAUAAUGAUGAUGAUGGCGGUGAGGCGGAUGAUGAUGAGGAGGAGGGAUACAGGGCUCCGCUGGAGCUGAUGGCUGAAUUCCUCAAGUCUGUAAUGGAGAAAGACUUUGUACUGGCAAAGAAACUGUGUCAGAUGAUUCUGGUCUAUGAACCAAAUAAUCCAGAAGCCAAACAGUUCAUUCCUCUCAUCCAGGAGAGACUGGCGAGAGAGCAAGAGGAGAAAAGCCAAGAUGAUGAUGAUGAUUGUUCAGACUCCGGUGAUGAAGAUGACUCUGGGAGUGAUCAAGACUCUCCUCAGAGCUCAGACAGCUCCUCCUCAUCGUCGUCAGAUGAGAAAGAGGAGCUGGAGAGGAGACACAAACCAUGUCCACCCUCUCACCUUUCCCCAUAGCUGUCAGUCAGCACACUGCAGUGGAAACAUCAGUUCGUUUCUUUGCCUUUUGUAUGAGUAUAUAGAUAUCAAUUGUGUCACUGUUUUGCAUUUCACAUUCGCACAUUGCCUUUGUGAGGCCAUCACAGCAUACACGGUUUCCUCAUCACCAUGUCCCUGUUUAAUCUUCAUGUAAAUAACACAAUAAAGUUCAGCAUCAUGA